Molecule: messenger RNA, 621 nt
Organism: Acanthosepion pharaonis
Lineage: Eukaryota; Metazoa; Mollusca; Cephalopoda; Sepiida; Sepiidae
Source: the annotation of a GenBank genome assembly
AUGUCUACGAAGAAGAGACUCAAUUUUGCGAAGAAACUUGGGUAUGCUAAUGAUUCUUUUGACAUUUCUAGACGACAGAUUCUUCAUUCAGACUUUUUUGGUAUCAAUCUAUCUUAUUCAAUCUAUCUAUCUAUCUAUCUAUCUAUCUAUCUAUCUAUCUAUCUAUCUAUCUAUCUAUCUAUCUAUCGAUCUACUUGUCUCUCACUCUCUAUUUCUCUCUGUUCAUAUCUAUCUCAGUCUGUUCAUAUCUAUCUAUCUAUCUAUCUAUCUAUCUAUCUAUCUAUUUAUCUAUCUAUCUAUCUUGCCUGUUCAUAUCUAUCUGUUUGUUUAUAUCUAUCUAUCUAUCUAACCUGUUCAUAUCGAUCUGCUUGUUUAUAUCUAUCUAUCUAUCUAUCUAUCUAUCUAUCUAUCUAUCUAUCUAUCUAUCUAUCUAUGUGUAUAAGAAUAGGCUUGUGCAUACAAGAAAUGGAGAAAAGUGUAGACAAAAAAAAAUACUACAGAACACAACAUUAUCUAUCACAAUGUCUUCAUAUAAAUCUAUCUAUCUAUCUAUCUAUCUAUCUCAAUGUCUUCAGAUCUAUCUAUCUAUUGUAUGGCAACGUGGUUCAGUUAUUCAUUUGA